Molecule: messenger RNA, 1641 nt
Organism: Cannabis sativa
Lineage: Eukaryota; Viridiplantae; Streptophyta; Magnoliopsida; Rosales; Cannabaceae
Product: protein trichome birefringence-like 41
Exons: 5
Coding region: 348-1457 (369 amino acids)
Cellular component (GO): Golgi apparatus
Molecular function (GO): O-acetyltransferase activity
Source: RefSeq, a predicted model, not a curated record
AUUUACUUGCAAAUCUAAAAGCUGACAACUUGACAGAAAAGGAGAAGUUUUUUGCAUUGGACCAUUUAAUGCGUAAUCCCAUUUUCACCUCUUCCUCAUUAAACCAUAGCCAAAUGUAAUACAUAAUUGAAUGUGCUAGCAUACCCAAUAUAAAAGAAGAAAGAAAGAAAAAAAAAGAAAACUCCCUACUCAUACAUUGCUCAUCUACUCCUUCCUCUCUCUUUAACGCCUAUAUAUAUAUUGAGAGAGAGAGAGAGUGAGAGAGGUUAGUACUUUCUAGCAGGUCCAUUCUUCCAUUUAAAUUCUUAUUCUCUUCACUCGAGUGGGUUUGUAAAGCAAAUUCACAAAUGGGUUUUGGGAUUCAGAGGGAUCCCUCUGUUUUCUUCAAGCUCUCUCUUCUUCUACUUUUGUUCGUUCCUUAUCAUGGCCAUGGCCUAACCGAGACCACGAAAAGAAGAGGCAAAAGUGGUCGUAAGAGUAGCAGUAACCAGUGUGAUUUUUACAAAGGGAGUUGGGUUUUUGACCAAUCUUAUCCUCUUUACGACCCAUCUGUUUGCCCUUUUAUUGAGCACGAGUUCACCUGCCGGAGGAAUGGCCGUCCCGAUCAGAUUUACACAAAGUUCAGAUGGCAGCCACAAGGCUGCUCCUUGGUAAGAUUUGAUGGAAAGGAUUUCUUGGAAAGGUUAAGAGGAAAGAGCAUUAUGUUUGUUGGAGAUUCUCUAAGCCGAAACCAAUGGCAGUCACUCACGUGCUUGCUCCACUCUGCUGUACCAAAUGCCAAAUACACCAUUUCCAGAGUUGAUGAUGUGUCCACAUUUGAGAUUACAGAUUAUGGAGUCAAAGUAAUGCUUGACCGAAAUGUUUAUUUGGUGGAUGUUGUGAAAGAGAAAAUCGGUAGAGUAUUGAAAUUGGAUUCAAUUGAGGGAAGCAAGCUAUGGCAGGGAAUUGACAUGCUUAUUUUCAACACAUGGCAUUGGUGGAACCGUAGGGGUCCCAGUCAGCCGUGGGACUAUAUUCAAGUAGGGCAGCAGGUCAGUAAAGACAUGGAUCGUAUGCUCGCUUUCCAGAGAGCACUCAACACAUGGGCAGGAUGGGUUGAUGCAAAAGUUAAUUUUACUAAAACUAAGGUUUUCUUUCAAGGGAUUUCUCCAUCUCAUUACAAUGGCACACUUUGGAACGAACCAAAGGCAAAGAGCUGUAAAGGAGAGACACUGCCGUUGAGGGGUUCAACGUACCCGGGUGGUCUGCCACCGGCUCUGUUUGUGGUAAAGGACGUGUUGAGCAGAAUGAGGAAGCCUGUGACACUGCUCGACAUCACCAACCUGUCACUCUUACGUAAAGAUGGUCACCCUUCUAUCUAUGGCUUUGGAGGUCCCACUGCCAUGGAUUGCAGCCAUUGGUGUCUUGCUGGAGUCCCUGAUACUUGGAACGAGAUUCUUUACAAUUUGAUUCUUUGAAGAAAAAAUAAAUGCAUACAUAAAUUUAUCAUUGAUCAAUAAUAAUAAAUAAUAAUGAUGAUGUCCUUAUUGGAAUCAUAUGAUACAUACAAUAUAUAUAUAAUGAAAAAUCUCAACAUAUUUCUCAUUUUUUAAAUCAUGAAAAAUAAGGUUAUAGUAAUGAAUGAUGACAUAUUUUUUCAGC